UUAUUUUGUGUUUUGUGAUUUCUAGCAGUGAAUAAGAUUAGAGAAAAUCUCUUUAGAGUGGAUUACUUAUUAUUAAGAAUAUUAUAUAUCGCAUAACGCAUUGACUAAAAAGUAUGUGAAUGUAAUUACGACCUAUCUAAUACAGAAAAACAAACCACAUUCAUAAUAAUCACAUAGGUACCUACUGUUUGUGCCGGUAACCAAAAAGAUGAGUGAAGCGUGUUACAUCUUGGACAAUGGAGCUUACACAGCUAAGGUUGGUCUGUCUUCGAUGGAACCAAAAAUCGUACCUAACUGUAUCAUGAAAGCAAAGUCUGAACGACGGAGACCCUUUAUCGGAUCACAAAUCGAGGAAUGUCGUGAUGCCUCUGGACUAUUUUACAUUCUUCCAUUUCAAAAAGGCUUCCUCAUCAAUUGGGACACGCAAAAAAACGUUUGGGAUUACAUGUUCAGUAAAGAAUGCUGUCCAGUUAAUUUUAGUGAAACACCUCUCAUACUUACAGAACCUUUAUUCAAUUUCUAUUCUAUACAAGAGGCAAUGACUGAAAUAUUUUUCGAGGAGUAUGAAUGCCAGUCGCUAUUGCGUAUAAAUUCGACUGAUUUAGCUGAAUAUCAUUACAGAAAGUUUCAUAAUAAUGAAAGUACAGUUGUUGUUGAUUCUGGCUAUAGUAAUACAUAUAUAGUUCCUUAUAUAAAAGGCAAGAAGUGUAAGGAAGGUAUAAGACGCAUAGAUGUUGGUGGUAAAGUUCUUACAAAUCAUCUAAAAGAGAUUUUGUCAUAUCGUCAGUUGAAUGUAAUGGAAGAAGGGUUUGUUAUAAACCAAGUUAAAGAAGACUCAUGUUUUGUGUCACAGGAUUUCAUGGGAGAUAUGGAGAUAGCAAGAAAGAAAGCUCCAGAAAAUACAAUAGUAAGAGAUUAUGUACUUCCUGAUUAUACAACUCUACGGAGGGGUUAUCUCCGAGAUGUCGUAAAACCUGACGAGGACUUAGAACAACAAACAUUACGGCUAAACAAUGAACGAUUCAGUAUUCCUGAACUGUUAUUUCAUCCUUCAGAUGUUGGUAUACCUCAAAUGGGAAUAUCAGAAGCUAUUAUGCACUCUAUAGAUGCAUGUCCAGAAGAAAAUAAGGAAAGUUUGCUCGAAAAUAUAAUUCUGUUUGGAGGCAAUACGUUAUUCCCUGGUUUUAGAGAUAGGGUGUAUAAUGAAGUGCGUGCAUUUGCGUUGGACCAUUUUAACGUAAAUGUUCGUAUUGGGGAGAAUCCUGUUACUUACGCGUGGGAGGGGGGAAAGUUAUUGUUCCGAGAUCCCGAUUUCUAUUCAUUUUGUAUGACGAAAGAGGAAUAUGAGGAGGAAGGGAAGUCGUUGGCGUUUGAAAGAUUCGAUAUAUAACGAAGGAAACGAGCGAGGAAGUCUUCAGAAUGAAGGCUGUCGCUCGUUAAACAUGGUGUUUGAAUAUAUUGUAUUGUUGGAUUCGGGAAAACAUUGUGAAGAAGAAAGAAUGCUGUAAAUGGCUCAAGUUCUAUUGAUUGCAGUGAAAGUGGAAUGUAUGUUUUAUCUGAACUAUAAAAACUGUGAGAAAUUAAAAAUUUCAGUACUAGUAAAAUAGAUAAUUUAAAAAUAUUAACCAUUUAGCAAUUUUUUGUUCUACCGCUUUUGCCGAUCUUUACUUUUUUUGUGACUAGUAUGCAUUCAGCAUUACAUUUAAAUUUUACAGUUGUCAUCAAAUAUCUAAACUUAAAAUAGAUAACUAAUUAUAUGUAUCUAGUUAGUUGUUCUAUAAUAAUUCAUAAGUAAUAAAAAUGAUAUGACAUAUUUUUACAA
Molecule: messenger RNA, 1822 nt
Organism: Colias croceus (clouded yellow)
Lineage: Eukaryota; Metazoa; Arthropoda; Insecta; Lepidoptera; Pieridae
Gene: Arp6
Product: actin-related protein 6
Exons: 2
Coding region: 209-1390 (393 amino acids)
Cellular component (GO): Swr1 complex
Molecular function (GO): nucleosome binding
Source: RefSeq, a predicted model, not a curated record